This is a messenger RNA of Microtus ochrogaster (prairie vole), 1698 nucleotides long. RefSeq names its product sterol O-acyltransferase 2 (gene Soat2). The coding region runs from base 53 to 1357 and encodes 434 amino acids. Gene Ontology annotation, cellular component: endoplasmic reticulum membrane. Lineage: Eukaryota; Metazoa; Chordata; Mammalia; Rodentia; Cricetidae. Gene Ontology annotation, molecular function: cholesterol O-acyltransferase activity; fatty-acyl-CoA binding; cholesterol binding. Gene Ontology annotation, biological process: cholesterol efflux; cholesterol metabolic process; cholesterol homeostasis. The transcript is spliced from 15 exons. The record is from RefSeq and is a predicted model, not a curated record.
GAAAGGAAAAAGACGGACAGCCGCUGCCCACUGCCCAUUCCAGACUGCCACCAUGGAGUCAACGAGGCCCCAACUGCGGAGAAGAGAAGGGGUGGGAGAGACGCAGGAGAAGGGAGUCUGUGGAGAAGGAGACGGUAAGAUGCACAGAGCCCCAGACUUGGUGCAAUGGACCCGACAUAUGGAGGCUGUGAAGACCCAGUUCCUGGAGCAGGCACAGGUACAGCUGGCAGAGCUGCUGGAUCAAGCCAUGUGGGAGGCUAUGCAAGCCUACCCGCAGGAAGACAGACCUCUGCCCUCCACUGCCCCAGAUACUACAAGCAUGACCCGGGAGUUACCCCAUGUGAGACGGAAGGUUUUUAUCACCCGAAAGUCACUGCUCGAUGAGCUGAUGGAGGUGCAGCAUUUCCGAACCAUCUACCACAUGUUCAUCGCGGGUUUGUGUGUCUUGAUCAUCAGUACCCUGGCCAUCGACUUCAUUGAUGAGGGAAGGGACAGGCUUGUCAGGUUCCUGAUGAAAAGCUACUCCUUCCUGAGAGAGACUGUCCCUGGGAUCCUUUGCGUCAGAGGUAAGGGUAUUGGUGCCCCUAGUUUCUCCAGCUACCUCUACUUCCUGUUCUGCCCUACACUUAUCUACAGAGAGACAUACCCCAGGACACCCAGCAUCAGGUGGAACUAUGUGGCCAAGAACUUUGCUCAGGCCCUGGGCUGCGUGCUCUAUGCCUGCUUUAUCCUGUGCCGCCUCUGUGUCCCUGUCUUUGCCAACAUGAGCCGGGAACCCUUCAGCACCCGUGCUCUGCUGCUCUCGGUCCUGCACGCCACGGGCCCAGGCAUCUUCAUGCUGCUCCUCAUCUUCUUCGCCUUCCUGCACUGCUGGCUCAAUGCCUUCGCCGAGAUGCUGCGAUUUGGAGACAGGAUGUUCUACCGGGACUGGUGGAACUCUACUUCCUUCUCCAACUACUACCGUACCUGGAACGUGGUGGUCCAUGACUGGCUGUACAGCUAUGUGUAUCAAGACGGGCUGUGGCUUCUGGGCAGGCGGUCCCGUAGGGCAGCCAUGCUGGGAGUGUUCCUGAUGUCUGCGAUUGUGCACGAGUACAUCUUCUGCUUUGUCCUGGGAUUCUUCUACCCUGUCAUGCUGAUGCUCUUCCUUGUGUUUGGGGGGCUUCUGAACUUCACCAUGAACGACAGGCACACGGGUCCAGCCUGGAACGUCCUGAUGUGGACCUUGCUCUUUCUGGGCCAGGGCAUCCAGGUCAGCCUGUACUGCCAGGAGUGGUAUGCUCGGCGACACUGUCCCUUGCCCCAGACAACAUUCUGGGGGCUGGUAACACCUCGAUCUUGGUCCUGCCAUCCCUAGAAGUCAAUGCACCACACUUAGAUGAUGACAUCAGCUCUUCUCUACCUGUCAAGCCCAGGGCCAGGGCUCCUCACCGCACUCCCCUACCUCAUUUGGACUCAGGGACUUGCACACAAGACCUGCCAGGGGACCAUGGAGGCUCUAGGUACACACCUCUCCGGGCAGCUGACCACAGACGCGGUGUGGGAUGACACGAGCACCCUCUGUGGACUGGGCACAGGCCAGCUUCUUGCCCAGGGCUCUCCAGAUGUGAAGAGACCAGAGGGACAAAGGCCACCAAAGUCUGAGAGUGUCUGGUUCUUUCUACUCCCCAUGCAACAAUAAAAUCUCUUCUUUUUUCA